AUGAAGUGGUCUCUGUGGGUCUCUCUCCUGCCGGCUGGUUUUUGUACCAUUGGAACCAUCUUGAACUACUUUGUGAUGAGAAUAUAUUUAAAGGACUGGUGCAGGAAGAAGGGUCUGAAGGUGUGUGAUCAGAUCCUACUCAGUAUGGCAUUCACCAGCACCAGCCUGCAGUGGGUUGUCACACUGAGUCCCAUAGUAUUCUAUAUGGAGAGUCAUAUGGUAGUGCCCAGAGAGGUCUUCUUCUGUCUCUUUGUUAUAGAUUUUUUCCUGAUUGAGGCUACAUUUUGGCAGUUGGCCAUUCUCUCAACCUAUUACUGUGUCAAACUGUUUGACUUUACCUUUUCAUUCUUCAGAUGGGUGAAACGGCUUAUCUCUGGGUAUACUACUCAGCUCCUGCUGAUUUCUGCCGCCAUUUGUCUUGCUAUAAAUGUCCCUUUUGUUUGGGCGCUCCAAUUAGAAAAUCCUGAGAAUGUGACAGAAGACACGAGGGGGGCAGAUUUCAUUUCUACUAUUAAUAUUUAUUAUAGUGUGUUUAAAAUAACUUGCUGCUGUUUUCCUUUUGCUAUAACAUUCACUUGCAUUGUGCUCAGCGUGGGAUCCCUCAUGAGACACGUCUGGAGGAUCAGGAGCAACGCUCUUCAGUUCAGCUCGUCCCCUCAGCUUGGUGGCCACAUUCAGGCAGCUGCCAUUAUGGUUCUUUGUAUGGCUUCCUCCUCUCAGUGCUCCAUGAGUUGCAGGCUCUCUGAUCCCAUCAAGUUCCAUGCAGGAGCAGGAGACAAGGGAUGCUAA
Molecule: messenger RNA, 789 nt
Organism: Nanorana parkeri
Lineage: Eukaryota; Metazoa; Chordata; Amphibia; Anura; Dicroglossidae
Product: taste receptor type 2 member 60-like
Exons: 2
Coding region: 1-789 (262 amino acids)
Biological process (GO): detection of chemical stimulus involved in sensory perception of bitter taste; sensory perception of taste; G protein-coupled receptor signaling pathway
Cellular component (GO): membrane
Molecular function (GO): bitter taste receptor activity; G protein-coupled receptor activity
Source: RefSeq, a predicted model, not a curated record